Papilio machaon (common yellow swallowtail) is the source of this 1443-nucleotide messenger RNA. Its product is annotated as organic cation transporter protein-like. The transcript is spliced from 3 exons. Lineage: Eukaryota; Metazoa; Arthropoda; Insecta; Lepidoptera; Papilionidae. The record is from RefSeq and is a predicted model, not a curated record. Gene Ontology annotation, cellular component: membrane. Gene Ontology annotation, biological process: transmembrane transport. Bases 1 to 1443 code for a protein of 480 amino acids. Gene Ontology annotation, molecular function: transmembrane transporter activity.
AUGGUGUUGAUAAACAAUUUAAUUGGUAACUUUGGGAAGUAUCAUCUAUGGCUCACUUUUAUUAUUCUCGUUAAUAAAUUUGGCGUUGGUUUGCAUCAAAUGGCUAUUAUAUUCCUCGCUCCUCCGACACAGUUCACGUGUCAGGAUAAAAGCGAAUGCUGCGAUAAUCCCAUUUAUAAUACAACUCUAUUCAAAAGAACAAUUAUAACAGAAUGGAACUUAAUUUGCAAAGAUUCUUGGCUUAAAGACUUCACACAGACAGUUUUCCAAUUUGGUGUUCUCAUUGGCAGUUUAAUAUUUGGUGCCGCUUCAGAUAGAUAUGGCAGAAGAAAAACUUUAAUUUUUGCAGUAGUUAUGGAAUCGCUGACCGGUAUUAUUGCUUCUUUUCUUCCCGAUUUUUGGAGUUUCACAAUAAUCAGAAUGUUUUUGGGAAUAUCUGUUGGAGGCAUUAUGGUAAUCGGAUUUGUCCUGCUCAUGGAAUACGUUGGGAUUAUGUACAGAGAUGCGUUGUCGGCGUUGUUUCAUGUCCCAUUCACUAUGGGACAUAUCGCACUGGCUCUAUUUGGAUAUUACAUAAGAGAUUACACGCAUCUACAGCUGGCGAUAUCUGUAGUAAACAUGGUUCUUCUUUUCUAUAUUUGCUUUUUACCAGAAUCGCCUCGAUGGCUUUUAGCUAUUAAUAAAUCUUCAAAGGCGAUUGCUUUAAUGGAACGGGUUGCAAAAUUCAAUAACCUACCUACAGAUGAAAUCCCAACAAUGACCGAGUUGUAUCAAAUGGAACAUAAAUCUGCAAGGAUGAAGCGCGGUUCAAUAUUGGAUUUAUUCAGAACUCCUAACAUGCGAAGGAAUAUUUUGAUAAUGGCAUUUUUAUGGCUCGUCUGCAGCUACUGUUUCUACGGCGUUGCCCACUACAUUAGCCAUCUCACCGGCGAUAUUUACACGAACGUCAUUGCUAGCGGCAGCGUCGCGCUCUGCUCGUGUUUCAUAUCUAUACCACUUAUUAGGUUUUUAAGAAGGAAAACUUUGGUCAUCGCUUCGGAGUUAGCUAGCAGUAUAUGUUUGAUAUUGAUUGCAUUCGUCCCAGAGGGCACAAUUUCAAUCGUUCUGGGUUGUACCGGUGUAUUCUUUACGUUCAUGGUAUUUAUUGUAGUGUAUCUAUACUGUUCUGAAAUGUUUCCUACGGUAGUGCGGAACGCUGCAAUUGGUAUAUGUUCGAUGAUGGCUCGCGUAGGCUCAAUGAUUGCACCGUUCAUCGCCGGAUUGAGACCCUUUGGAAUUUGGUGUGCUCCGGUCGCCUUUGGAAUCUUUCCUCUCAUCUCCGCUGUAUUGUGUUUAUUUCUCCCAGAAACAAAGAAUUGCGAGUUGCCGAUGACUAUAGAAGAGGGCGAAGCUCUUGGUCGCAAUCAAAAUCAAAAUGUAACCGUGGCAGAAGAUUUGACAUGA